This is a messenger RNA of Parnassius mnemosyne (clouded apollo), 459 nucleotides long. Lineage: Eukaryota; Metazoa; Arthropoda; Insecta; Lepidoptera; Papilionidae. The record is from the annotation of a GenBank genome assembly.
AUGGAUAACUAUGAAAUAGUUGAUUUCAAAUCUUUGAAUGACACCGUACAAAACUUAGUACGGCAAGCAGUUCAAGUGCGGAAAAAUGCAUACUGUCCGUACUCAAAUUUUGCUGUUGGGGCAGCCAUCCUCACGCAGGAUGACUCAAAAGUAUACACAGGUUGUAACAUUGAAAAUGCGGCGUUAACGCCAUGCAUCUGCGCAGAACGCGCGGCAAUUCCUAAAGCUGUAUGUGACGGAUACUUGAAAUUCAAAAUGAUAGCAAUCGUAGCCCAUCAACAAGAAAGUUUCACAGCCCCAUGUGGUGUGUGUAGACAGACCCUAACUGAGUUCUGUGGCUCUGACGGUGAUAUUGAAAUUUAUUUAAGCAAACCUGCUAUGGAUAAGGUUUUAUGCACAAAGUUAUCGCAGUUAUUACCCCUGGCAUUCAGGAGCUUCAAAGACAGUGUGGCUAAAUGA